AUGUUACAGCGGCUCCGUGGUCUAGUGAUGCCAAAGAGAAAAAAAGCAAUUACUGAUAGACAACGGCGUGAGAGAGACAGAGCUCGAAAGAGACAGCAGAGACAGAAGUCUGUAACUGAGGAAACGUCAGAGUUCUCUGUUCCUGGCAGGACGGAGGAUGGAGCUGUCUUAGCUCCUCCCGGUAAUUUUCCGGGGCUUGGUUUGAUGGGGUUUCCACCUAAAGAGGAAAAACCCCUGGCCAGGGUGCAGGCCUCACCUCGAGUGAGAAUGCAUUCACCUGCCCCGAGGUUGCCAUCUCCUCGGGGAAGUCGUCUGUUUGUCCGUAACGAGGACAAGGCACCGUCCCCUGACUCCUCACCGUGGGUUUGUGCUCCACCGAGGGCACCUGGAUUGGACAUGUGGCAUAUGUCUGAUCCAGCAGGUCAGGCGCAGCUGGAUACCUCCAGGGAGGAGGAGACCAGUAGGAUAUCAAAAGAUGAGGGCACUUUAACGGAUACAAAAACGAAAACUGAACGAAUAUUAAAAGGAAAUUUGAACGAAUACAAUAUAGAAUCUGAAAGAGAAACAAAUAUAAAUGAGAAUGAGAACAAUGAGAAACAUAAAAUUUCAGAAAACUGUGGUGAAGAGAAUUUGAAUGAAGGAAUUGAUCAGUGUUGGCAGAAAUCAUGGAAGAGAGGUAACUAUGACAUAUAUUACUCCAUUCAGGGUUCAUUUCAUCAAGCUCACCCUAUAUUUGAAGAGAAUGCUGGGACACAAUGUGUUACUAAUUGUUUAGCAGGAUUAGCCUAUCACAAACUUAAAAAUGCUAAGAAUUGGACAACAAUGGAUAUGGAUAGGAUUUUAAUGACAGGUGAUGAAUUGUAUACAUAUUUGCAAAGAAGCUCAUCAAUCAAUGAUAGGUAUUUGCUUGUUGAAGAAUUACCACAACUCUUUGAAUGCUUUAAUCGGUCAUACCAAUUCCAUGCUAAUGAGGCAGUAGCAAGUGUUAUUAUGGCAACUGAUUGCUUAAACUAUGCAGAGUUUAAUGCAUUGCCACUAGACAAAGCACUUCAGGUUGCACUUACAGACACUGAUGGCUGUUUUGUAUGCUUUGGUGGAAAUACUAUGCUAAUAGGAUCAACAGAAAAUGGCUUUUUUGCUUUUGAUUCCCAUUCUAGAUCUUCUGAUGGAAUGUUAAGUGUGACUGGAAAGAGUACAAGGAUUUUAUUUCAAAAUGUAAAUGAAGUGUAUUCAUAUCUUCAAGGUCUUGCUCUUUCAAUGGGAUAUUCUGAGGGUGUUGAGUGUAAUUUGAGUGGCGUAACCUGCAAAAUGAAUUUUAUUGCAAAUGUCAGUACUUUGCUUGAGGAGGAAGAGGAUACAAGUAAAUUGCCUAAAAGUUCCGAGCUUUUGGUGGAAACUACUGUUGAAUCCUGUGAUAGGAAUGAUGAUGUGAUCUUUGUUGAUCAUGAACAAUUACAGUAUAGUUUUAUCCCUCUGACUAAUGAUAUGAAAAAACACAUUUGUCAGGAAUUGAACAUUCCCUUCAUUAGCAGAAGAAAUGCUCCUGAGGCCCAGUGUUAUAGGACCAAUAUCACAGAACCUAGGUUUGAGAAAGAAAUUUUAGGGGAUGGAAACUGUUUUUUUAGAGCUGUUUCAUUCAGCCUUACUAACUCAGAGGAUUUCCACAAUAUAAUACGCAAAGCUGUCUGUGAACAUAUGAUGGGAAACAAAGAAUUAUAUAAAUCAUUCCUAAAAGAUGGUAUACAAUCUGUUGAAAGUCACAUAUCCUCUACUCAAAUGUCACAAGAAGGUACAUGGGCUACUGAGGUGGAAAUAUUUGCAACAGCUCAUUUACUAAACAUUGAUUUAUAUACAUACUCAGAAGGGUGUUGGUUAAGGUUUUCAGUUGCAGAGGUUGAUCCUUGUAGGCAAAGUAGAACUGGAGCAAUUUAUCUGAACCACUACCAACAGAACCAUUACAAUGUAGUUCUAUCUGUAAAUGGAGAAGAGUUAGACUUGCAACCAAUGGAACAGAAUAAAAUUCCUCAGGAAUAUCAGAAGCGAUACCGAAACCGAACACGUAUGCAGGAGAGAAGGCAAGCUACAUCAAAGGUACAAAAAAUAUCAAAUGCAUCAGAGAAACGGAGACAGUCUUUGAGGAAAAGGUACCAGGAGGAUGUACAAUUUAGAGAGAAGAAAAUGAAAAGGUACUUGAAUGACGCAGAAUUCCAAGCUAAUGUAAAACUAGUUAGCAAAACAAAGUAUUAUAAUGAUUCCGAGUACCACAGUAGAACUAAAAAGAGAAGUAUUGACAAGUAUGCAAAAAAUGAUGAUCAUAGGGAAGAUGUGAAAAAGAGAAGUAUUCAAAAAUAUGCAGUAAAUGAGGAACAUAGGGAAGAUGUGAAAAUGAGAAGUAUUCAGAAAUAUAAUAGUAAUGUUAAACACAGAGAAAGUGUAAAAGCAAAAAGCAGACGGAAGUACAAUUCAGAUGAAAUGCACAGAAAUCUUGUAAAUAAGUCAAGUACAAAGAGAUACCAAGAAAAUGAAAGCUUCCGGGAGAGAAAACUUCAUGUUGCAGCUGAGAAUUAUAAAAAUGAUCAAUGUUUCAGAUCGAAACAAAAAGCUUUCAGUAAAAAGCAAUACAAUUCCAGUGCGAUAACAAAAAUGCAAAAAAAGAUGAAAGUUAAAAGUAGGAGAAUUGCUCAACGAGCUAGACUUGAAAAUCAGGAAGAGGUAGUUAGAGUCUUUAAAGAAAAAGCUAUGCUGGGCAUAGAUUAUACAUGUUGUUGUUGUGAUCGUCUCUUCUUUCCAAACCAAGUUCAAAGAUGUGAACGAGAAACAUAUGCAAAGAAUGAGAAAGCAGCAAAUAUUGCAAACUUGUGCAUUCAGGAAAAGUAUUGUCACCAGUGCUCAGAGUCAUGUACGGAGAACUGCGUUAAGUCAAAGUUAUGGAUUUGUUUCACUUGUCACAGGAAAAUUAUGAGGGGUUCUAUUCCAGCAGAAGCAGCAUUUAACAAAAUGGCCCUUGAAGAUAUUCCAAAGGAAUUGAAAGAACUAAACAGCCUUGAGAAACACUUAAUUGCAAUACACAUACCUUUUAUGAAAGUCAUGGCUCUUCCUCAUGGUGGUCAGAAAAAUAUCCACGGGCCAGUAGUAUGUGUACCAUCAGAUCUAAAGAAAGUUACAAGUUUGCCAGUGAAACCUGGUGAGGAUCUUCUGCUUAGAGUGAAACUGAAGAGAAAAUUGAAUUAUAAGGGGUACAUCGAAUACCAGUUUGUUGAUCCAAAGCACAUAUUCAAUGCAUUAAAUUUUUUAAAACGAAACAAUCAGUGGUAUGAAGACGUAGCUAUAGAUGCAAACUGGAAAGGAAAUUUUAACAAUUUUCAGGAAAUGUCAGAGAGUGAUGAUCUGUUAUCAGAUGAUGAUGAUGAUCAGCAGCACAUUGCAACAGAUACUUGUUUACAACCUGUUGAUAUUGCUCAGGAGGUUCUUGAUCAUUACUUUGAUGAUAUUUAUGAUAUUGCUCCAGGAGAAGGAAAUAAUCCAGUAAGGAUGUUAGAGGAAGAAGGAAAUGAGGCUAAAACAUUUCCAUACCUUUUUCCAAGUGGGCGAUUUUCGUGGAAUGACAAUAGAGAAAAACGAAUAACACUGUCAAGAUACUUCAACAACCGACUGAUGAACACUGAUGGAAGAUUUGCAAAAGACAGUAGUUAUAUUUUUUUCAGUCAGUUUUUGUCUGAUUUAAACCAGGUUAUAGAGAAGACACAAAUAUCAAUUAGAAAAUCAGCCAGGAGAAUAGGAAGUGACCAGUUUGUGACAUCAGAUAUGAUACAAAAUCCUGAAGUACUUUCGAAGUUGAUGAAGAAUGAUGAGGCUUUGCGAUUCAUGCAACCUAUACGUGGAACGCCAGCGUAUUGGUCAGCAGCCCAAAAGGAUCUUUUUGCUAUGCUUCGGCAAUUAGGAAUACCUACUUGGUUUUGCUCAUUUUCUGCCGCUGAGCAUAGAUGGAAUGAUGCAGUUGCCACUAUAUUGAGACAACAAUGUGACAGCAGGGAUCCCUGUGUGAUGGACUGGUCUGAAAAGAAUGAGGUGCUGAGAAGCAAUCCUGUAACAGUUGCAAGAAUGUUCGAACACAGAUUUCAUGUUUUCCAAACAGAAGUGAUAUUUUCACCAUUAGAACCAAUUGGAAAAGUAUCAGAUUUUUUCCAAAGAGUCGAAUUCCAACAGAGAGGGUCUCCCCACAUGCACUGCUUAUAUUGGAUAGAAAAUGCUCCAAAACUUCAUGAAGAUGGAGAGGAAGCCGUAUGCAAUUUCAUUGACAAAUAUGUUAGUUGUGCAGUGCCUUCUCAGAAUGAAGAUUUGGAAUUAAGGAAUAUUGUCUUGGCAGUACAGCAGCACAGCAGAAAACACUCCAAGUCAUGCAGAAAGAAGGGCACAGACUGUAGAUUUAACUUUCCAAGACCACCCUCUAUAUGUACAUUCAUAAAUUCUCCUGUCGAGGAAGAGAGCUUGGAAAAUGCAGCAGAAACUACUGAUUUGAAACAUGAACGCUCAAAUUCUAAAGAAAUAUUACUGAGAGUUUGGAAUGAGGUGCAAGAUGAAGUAAAUGAACCACGCACUACAGAAGAGAUUUUUGAGAAUCUGGGUUUAACACAAGAGCAGUAUGAGGAUGCACACAAAAGAUUAGCAAAGAAGAGAACAGUUAUUCUAGAAAGAAAUCCAUGCGAGCUCUGGAUCAAUCAGUAUAAUCCAUGUCUUUUGAAAUGCUGGGAUGCCAAUAUGGAUAUUCAAUUUGUUUUGGAUCCAUUUAGCUGCAUUGUCUACAUAAUUUCGUACAUUUCAAAGUCUGAGAGGGAAAUGGGAAUGGUGUUGAAACAAACCAAAAUAGAGGCAGAAGAAGGAAAUGAAAGUGCACGAACAACUUUAAAGAAAAUUGGUUCUGCCUAUUUAAAUCAUAGGGAAGUCAGCGCACAGGAAGCUGUAUACCGUGUAUGCAACUUGAAAAUGAAAGAAUGUUCAAGAAAAGUAGUAUUUGUGCCUGUAGGUGAAAAUCCAACUCGAUUAACGAAACCACUGUCACUGCUGAAUAGAAAACAUAGUAAGGGGGAUGAUGAACAUGAUGAGAAUGACGACGAUGAAGAUGACAUUUGGAUGACAAAUAUAGUGGAAAGGUAUGCAAAUCGACCAAAUAAACCCUUGUUUCAGAAUAUGUGUUUGGCUGAGUUUUGCUCAGAAUUCCGAGUACUUGCUAAAUCACAGGUUCCAAAGAGUUUAAACGAAAAUGUUUUUGAACUCCAAAAUAAUAAGGGAUUUAUCCAAAGAAGAACACGCACAAAACCAGCUGUAAUAAGAUACCCCAGAUUCAGUGCAGCAAAAAUGCCAGAAAAUUAUUUCCAAAGCCUACUUCAAUUGUUCUUGCCGUACUGGACAGAGCUUCAAUUAAAACCUCCAGGAUUUGAUCUCUAUGAAACAUUUUAUGAAAAUGGACAUGUCAGAAUCACAGGAAAGAAAAAUGUGGAAUCAGUCAAAGCAAUUGUUGAUGCAAACCGAUUGCGUUAUGCUCAAAAUGAAGAACUAAUUGCAGAGGCUCAGGAGACUUUUGAAAACAUCGGAGAACUGGAGGAUGCAUGGGCAAACCUUUGUCCUGAGACAGAACUAGUGAGAGAGGAAUGUUUGUAUGAGAGAAAUAAAAGUUUGGAAUUGAAUGUGACAGAAGAUUUGCCAGACAUGCAAACAGAAAAGAAUUGGGAUGUUCUUUUCAAAGUAGAACAGAGUACACAGUCAAAUGAGGAGUCAUUACAAAUCCUACAAAAUUUAAACGAGACGCAAACAAAGGUUUUUUACUUAGUUCGGGAGUGGUGUUUGGAAAAACAGUUUGGAAAAAAAACUGACGCACUUCACAUAUUUAUAACUGGUGGAGCAGGAACAGGCAAAAGUCAUCUGAUCAAAGCCAUACAUUUUGAGGCAUCGCGAAUACUUGGAAAGAACUUGACAUCUCCUGACAGUGUAUCGGUACUACUUGCUGCUUUCACUGGAACAGCUGCAUUCAAUAUUGGGGGAAAUACUAUCCAUCAUUUAUUUUCACUGCCCAAAUAUAUGUCUUUGCCAUAUGAACCAUUGAAAGAACAGAGUCUUAGUGAAAUGAGAGUGCAGCUUGGAGACCUGCAAAUUCUGAUUAUUGAUGAAAUUUCAAUGGUUUACAAAAGAUUAUUGUACUAUGUUCAUGAAAGACUUGUACAGAUUAAAAAAUGCAAGGAACCAUUUGGAGGAGUUUCUGUGAUAGCUGUUGGAGAUUUCUACCAGCUUCCUCCAGUAAAACAGCGAAAAAAUGAAAGGCUGUAUAAAGAAAAUGCUGUUUACCCUGUUGAUCAUUGGCUUGACUUUUUCAAAGUGGUGGAGUUAUCUGAAAUUAUGCGGCAACGUGAAGACAUCCCAUUUGCAAAAGCAUUGAAUUCACUUAGAUGUAGAGAAGUAAAAGAACCACUGGAAUAUGAAACAAAUUCUAUCCUGAAAGAAUGUGUAAGGGAAGGGCCAAAUAAUGUGCUUCACGUCUAUGCAACAAAUGAUGAAGUCAAUGCCUAUAACUUGACAAUGCUAAGGGGUACCUGUGAAGACAUUGUUGAGAUUGACGCGCAAGACUUUACCAAAGAUAGAUCAUCAGGCAAGCUAAUAUUAAGAAGCAAGCCAUUGGCAAGAGCAAAAACAGACAAUCUUUCUAGCAGUUUGUUAAUGGGAGUUGGAGCAAGAGUCAUGCUUACAAGAAACUGCAAUGUAGAAGACGGACUAGUAAAUGGAGUUAUGGGACAUAUAACACAUUUUGUAUAUGGUCAAAUACAUGGUGUGAACACUGUUAUUGCAGUAGGAGUAAAAUUUGACAACAUCAAUGUUGGGAUGAAGUCUGGAAAUAAAACAAGAAAUGGAAACAUCGUUCUGCUUGAAAGAAUUCAAGAGGAGAUACUAGAACAGAAGACAAAAAAUGUUGUUCGAUAUCAGUUUCCAUUACGAUUGUCUUGGGCAUGCACAGCUCACAAAGUACAAGGCAUGACAGUUGACAAGGUUGUUGUAAAUUUAGAUCGAACAUUUUCUCCUGGACAAGGAUACGUUGCAUUGAGCAGAGUUACGUCAAAACAAGGAUUAUUUAUCGAAACAAAUGACAUUGAGUCGAUACAGAAAAAGAUAUACGCUGACCCAGAAGUCAAAUCAGCAUUGCAAGGAAUGCCAAAAUUGAUACUACCAAACUUUGAUGCAUCAAAACAAGGCAUUACGAUGUAUUUACAUAACAUUCAGAGUCUCAAUAAACAUUUUGAAGAUCUGAGAAAGGAUAUUCGCUGUAGGAAUGCAGACAUCAUUUGCUUGACAGAGACUUGGUUGAGAUCUGGACAAAAUGUUAGUUUAUUUAAAAUAAACGGUUUCAAUUUUCACCAAGCGACAAGAGAAGAUGUAUAUGAUGAGAGCAAUGCUCAAGUGUCAAAGCUGCGUGCAUCAAAGGGUGGAGGUGUUGCAGUUUACAUCAGAGAAACUGGACAGGAAAAAAUUGCUUGUUCACUUCCUGUAAAGAAUGUAGAGGGCAUCUGUGUGAAGUGCGUUUCACAAGAUAUAGCAGUUGUUACUGUCUAUCGCCCAAUUUCUUUAGAAGUUUCCAAGUUCUUAUUACAAUUCGACAAGGUGAUCUCUUAUUACAAAUCACAAAGUAAGUUCUGUGUUUGUCUUGGAGACUUCAAUGAAGAUGCAAGAUCUGCUGGAUCAAUUCAAACAUUUAUGAAAAACCAAGGCUUAAAACAAAUGGUUGAUUUUAAUACAACAGAGGGAGCAACAAUUCUUGACCAUGUGUAUUUAUCAACAUCCUUACAUGCAGAAGUAAAAAAAAUAUCAACGUACUACAGUUACCAUGAUGCCGUGAUGGGCUUCCGACGUAGGACGACGAAGGAGGAGCAAGGCCGGCCAACAGAAGAAGAGGACUCCAUUACCCACCUAUGUCCCUCAACAUUGAGGAAAGCG
Saccostrea cuccullata (small rock oyster) is the source of this 7977-nucleotide messenger RNA. RefSeq lists its product as uncharacterized. The transcript has 3 exons. NCBI's taxonomy places the organism in Eukaryota, Metazoa, Mollusca, Bivalvia, Ostreida, Ostreidae. The record is from RefSeq and is a predicted model, not a curated record. Gene Ontology annotation, biological process: DNA repair; telomere maintenance. The annotation marks the transcript as partial. Gene Ontology annotation, molecular function: DNA helicase activity.